AGCUUAAACACCAAAUACAGACCACUAAAGAAGGAAAAGAACUCAACCUUACAUUCCAAUUGGUCUAAAAAAUAUUCCCAACAAAUAAAAUCUGAAAAAAAGCAAAGGCAAGAAAGCUUUUUUAAGUAUAAAAUGAAUUGAUUGGUGGUGCAUUUGUUUUUCUUUGUUAUAUUAUAUUAUAUGAAGAUGAAUAAUACUUAUAAAGAUUUGCAUAAUCUGACAGAGAGAGCAGGGAUUUUACAUGAUAAAAUCACUGAAAGAAUUUAUAAUGAAGGAUUACAUUUCUGUAGAGAUUGUGCUGAACAUGGUCGUUACUGUGGAAUUGCAGACCUUAGAAUAGAAGAUAAGGAGAAAUUGAUUGCCAUUCGAGACUCGUUGAAGGAAAUUCAGAACAUGCUUGAGUUCUACCAGACAUUACAGUCGCGGCAGCAGAGACUAUACAAUGGAGCAGUUGCCCGUUUGGAAGAAAGCAGAAUGCUUCUGCUAGAAAAAAUAAACAAGUAUCCAACAUGGGGAAGUAAACUAGUCUUAAUUGAAGAAUUAAGAGAGUGUUUAGUUGAAGGAAAAGUUGCAUUUUCUGAGAAUUUGGCAGAAACAAAAGAGAAACAGAUUCAAGAUAAGAAAAAAAAGAAUAAAAAUUCAAGUUUCUUGGUCAUUUGCAUAAGAGGUUUAUUCAAUCCGCGGAACUGGUUUCGUACUACAAGAAUUGCUGCCGUAGCGUUGAUCGUUGCUUCUGCUAGCAUUUCUUCUCCAUUUAACUUGUACAAGAACAAGCUGCAAAUUAAGGAAAACAUAUCUGUAUCAAGAAUGAAGAUUGACUAUCCACAUUGCCAACUAGCUGUUUCAUAUGGAAAGGGAUGAUAUUUUUUAUUACAAUCAUAUUUUAGCUGAUCACAUUUCGUUGGAUACCUAGCUGAUUGGGUUGUCUAAACAGACAUUGUUAGUAGAUGUACAAACGAGCCGUAUGGAUACUAGCUGAUCGGGUUGGCUACAUUGACAUUGUUAGAAGAUGUACACACGAGUCGUAUGGAUACUAUCUGAUCAGGUUGGCUACAUUGACAUUGUUAGAAGAUGUACACACGAGGCGUAUGGAUACCUAGUCAAUCAAAUUUGGAUUGGAAGAUCAUCGGGAUAGAAUGCCUGGUGCGCAUGUUUUCAAAUGCAUGUAUAGCACUGAUUUUCAGUUAUAGAUGUGAUACAUAUUACAGAUUCAGAUAUAGUCAAGAGUACAGAUUUAGAUGUGUAUUUCUAAAAUAUAAUACAGUAUCAGAUAUAGUUUCAAAACAAUUUCAGCUAUCGUUAUACAAGAGAUAUCCACUAUUAAAUUU
Messenger RNA from Nicotiana attenuata, 1328 nucleotides. RefSeq lists its product as uncharacterized. Lineage: Eukaryota; Viridiplantae; Streptophyta; Magnoliopsida; Solanales; Solanaceae. The transcript has 2 exons. The record is from RefSeq and is a predicted model, not a curated record. The coding region runs from base 181 to 861 and encodes 226 amino acids. Gene Ontology annotation, biological process: chloroplast fission.